Diaporthe amygdali is the source of this 324-nucleotide messenger RNA. RefSeq lists its product as uncharacterized. The record is from RefSeq and is a predicted model, not a curated record. Bases 1 to 324 code for a protein of 107 amino acids. The transcript has a single exon. NCBI's taxonomy places the organism in Eukaryota, Fungi, Ascomycota, Sordariomycetes, Diaporthales, Diaporthaceae.
AUGAAACCCAUAAAUUCCAUCCUCCCCCUUGCAAUCAGCUCUCUCAGCACCCUCGCCGCUCCCAACGACGCCAGCCGAGACGAGCUCACUGCCAAGUCCGAGGACCAUAGGGGAGAUCCUCCCUUGGAGGAGAAGGACAAGAGAGGCACUGCUCAGUGGAGAAUUGGGCCCUGUAAACUUGGUGGCGGCGGCAGAAACUGCACCCAGGAAUGCCUCGCCUCAGCAAGGGCCGACUGCACUGAUACUAAGGGGAGUCUGGGUUGGCUGGGGUGUUCGACUCAGCGGAGCGAAGUCUUCCAGUGCUGGUGUUCUCGCACGGUCUGA